GCGCCCGGGCCCGCUGGGGAGAAGGCUGCGGGUCGGUUGCUCCGCGGGAUUUGGCUCUUGCAGCCCUCCCUGCUCGGUAGGCCGGUUGCAUCACGCGUUGGGAUGCUGGAAACUCGGCGAAAACGAGAGGCAGCUGCAUUUGGCCUCAUCAGCACUUAUAAAUACCCAAAGGGCAGGUGUCGAGGGGAUGGGAACAGUCGUGUUUUCUGAAGCACUCAGAAGCAGGACAAGGGGUAACGGGCACAAGCUGGAGCACACGAGGUUCUGCUGGAACAUCAGGAGAAGCUUCUUUGGUGCUCAGGAAAAGCCAUCUCGCCUGACAGCAGCUUUAUUUGGUGAGGACUGUGAAAUCAGCCAUGAGCAGCUGUAUGAGCUGUUAAAGUAUGCAGCUCUGGGAAAAUGCCACAAGGCAGCACAGCCCAGCUGGUGCCACAUUUAUCACCAAAGCCACCUGGCUGGGGUUGUGGUUAUUGUUCUACAUGAAAUGAGCCAACUCCACUUCUACAAAUUCUAUUUGCAGUUCAAACACCUCAGGAAAGUGUUCCAGCAUAGAUUCACAUUAACACCUUCUGCUAACUUCCUGGCCAGCCUGUAUGGAGAAGGAGCAACCCCGAAAGCUCCAAACACUGCACAAGGUUUGGCUCCCACUAGCAGUUCAUGCAUUCCUAACAGCUCAGCCUUGCAGUGUGAUCCCAUCAUUCAGAAGUAUGGAGAGAAAAAACGAGGCCUUACCAGCUAUACUCUCACUUUAGAAGAGCAGAAGAAGAAUUUCUACCCUAUAAAAGGUUCCCCUGGAUGUAAGGGAUAUGUACAUACAGAGUGUGAUCAGCAGAGGACAGACAGCAGCCCCCUCUUUGGUCUGGAUUGUGAAAUGUGCCUGACUGCAAAAGGGAACGAAGUCACUCGUGUGUCUUUGGUGGAUGCACAGGGCCGAUGCCUCCUGAACGAGCUGGUCAAACCUGAAAGCACAGUGGUGAACUACCGCACCAGGUUCUCAGGAAUCACAAAGAAAAUGCUGCUUCCAGUGAAAACAAGACUGUCAGACAUCCAAACCAGAUUAAAAAAAUUGCUUCCCCAUGAUGCAGUAUUGGUGGGUCAUUCUCUAAACUCUGAUCUUCAGGCUUUGGAAAUGAUCCACCCCAGUGUCAUUGAUACUUCGUUGCUUUUUGCCAGAAAUGAAGGUCGAAGAUUUAAGCUAAAAUUUCUAGCCAAAGCUGUUUUAGGGAAGGAGAUUCAGUGUGAACAGAAGCUUGGGCACGAUCCUGCAGAAGAUGCUAGAGCUGCAUUGGAAUUGGCUCAAUUCUUUAUUGAGCAAGGCCCAGCAAAGGUGGCAGAACUAAACUUAGAGAUGCUUCUGACUACUGAAAAACAGGCUGAGGUCUCACGGAACAAAGUUGCGUCACAGCCACAAGGAUGUAGGGUCCAGAAACAGCCGAAUGAGCCUCCACGUCCACCCAAACCAUGCUUGCUUCUCUCUGCUAGUUUUUUAGACUGCUUGCAAGUGACUGGCCAAAAACCCCUCCUUCUGGGCAGACAGGAACUGAACCCUUCUGGCCUGUGGCAGAGUAACCUGAGCACCUCAAACAAACAGAUUCUUCAGAGAGCCUUAAAAGAUGUUCCACUCUCCACAUUCAGUAUCAUUCAGUUCAGUUUGGGGCCCGAGUACAUCACAUCUCACCUUCUUGCUGCCCUUGGUGAAAAGGUGAGGAGCAAGCUGACUGACAUGCUGACAAUUUACGCAGGUCCUUUUGAAGAAACCUUUUGCCUCAAGUCCGUGAAAAAAGAAUUUGGGAGGUGUGGACCGAUCCAAUCUCUUACACUGGUAACUGAAACACACCAGCCCUAUGUCUGUAUCCAAUACGAAGUGCUGGAAGCUGCCCAGCUUGCUGUGGAAAGCCUAAAUGGAGCAGAGGUGGCAGGAUCCUGCAUUAAGGUCCAGAGACCCGUCAGCGCAGCCACGCUGGACUGUGAUGCUUUGAUCAAGGAGCUGGAACUGGAUGUAGAAAACGAAGGUGUGAUUUAUGUGGCGGGUCUAAAGCCAUCAGUAACUGAGAUGGACCUGCAAGAAGAAUUCAGCCAGUUGAAGGACCUGGAAACACUCUUCCUGCCAAAGGAUCUCCAAAGUGGAAAGCACAGGAACUGCUGUUUCCUCAAGUUCCAGAAAUCACAGAGUGCUGUGGAUGCCCAGGAGGUUAUAAAUGGAUGGACUGCCAAGGGCAGCAAACUAAGGACUAGGAACGCUCUGGCUUCAGGUCACCUCUGGAGAUGGAUUUGGCAAAUGAAUCACAGUAGCAAGAAGCAAGGAGCACCGAUCCUACAUGCACAAAUGGAGCAACUGUCUGACCUUGAGCAGGAUCUAAAGAAAAAGGUGAAGAAGUUAGAUCAUCAUAUCAAAAAGCUUUAUAGAAGUCUGCAGAAUAACACCCUGUGCGUUGUUCUCUUUCCUGGAGUGAACAGCAUGCUUGGAUCACAGGCUGGCCUUGGUCUGAUGGGAAUAAAAGACGAUGCAGGGAGGAGUGCUUGUUAAACUGCCAAGUUUUUAAGCAAAGGCCUUUGUUAAGAUAUUUUUAAUUACGUUAAAUAUUGAUGUCUUUGUAAAGAUCUCUUGCCAUGAGAACAAUAGGCUUUGACUCUGUAUCUUUUACAAAGUCUAAAAAUAAAAGCCCUUGAAAAA
Molecule: messenger RNA, 2674 nt
Organism: Colius striatus (speckled mousebird)
Lineage: Eukaryota; Metazoa; Chordata; Aves; Coliiformes; Coliidae
Gene: REXO5
Product: RNA exonuclease 5
Exons: 19
Coding region: 188-2527 (779 amino acids)
Cellular component (GO): nucleus
Molecular function (GO): RNA binding; exonuclease activity
Source: RefSeq, a predicted model, not a curated record